AUGUCGUUUGAUGAACUACACAAGAACAUUGCUGAAACUUUGUCAAAGGAAGUCGACAGCAUCUGUCAACAGUUCACAGUUACUGAAACCAAGAUGCAGGAAUUGACCGAUUACUUCAUCGAAUCGAUGAAUAGUGGUUUGGAACCUUUACCUGAAGGUGAAACUGAAGGUACUCAAUCUUCAAGAUUGCCAAUGAUCCCUUCUUAUGUUACCGGUAAGCCAAAUGGUACUGAAAAGGGUUUAUUCCUAGCUGCUGAUUUGGGUGGUACCAACUUCAGAGUCUGUUCAGUGGUAUUAAAUGGUGACCAAACCUUUACUUUGAAAAAUAUGAAGAAUAAGAUUCCUGAAUAUUUGCUAGAUGAUGAAAACGUUAGCUCUGAAGAACUGUUUGCCUACUUGGCAAAACGUACUGGUGUCUUCUUGAAAAGAUACUAUCCAACGAUCUUCAGUAACCCAGACGGUGAAGAGGAAUUAAAAAUGGGGUUCACUUUCUCGUAUCCUGUCAACCAAACUUCUCUAUGCAGUGGUACUUUGAUUAGAUGGACCAAAGGUUUUAACAUUAGCGACACUAUAGGCAAAGAUGUCGUCCAAUUGUUCCAAGAGCAAUUGGAAAAAGAAGGUCUAAAAAGAAUUAAGAUUGUGGCUUUAACCAACGAUACAGUAGGUACUUUCCUAUCUCAUUGCUAUGGUUCAGGUUCUUCAAAUUCAUUGGCUUCUGGUGACGUCUCUGAACCUGUCAUUGGCUGUAUCUUUGGUACUGGUACAAACGGUUGUUAUAUGGAAGAAAUCGAAAACAUUAAGAAAUUACCUCAGGAUGUAAGAGAGAAAUUGAUUGCAAGUGGUAAAACUCACAUGAUUAUCAACACUGAAUGGGGUUCCUUCGACAAUGAAUGUAGACAUUUGCCAACCACCCAAUAUGAUAUUGACAUUGAUCAAAAAUUCUCUACUAAUCCAGGCUUCCACUUAUUCGAGAAACGUAUUUCAGGUAUGUACCUGGGUGAAAUCUUAAGAAAUAUCAUCGUUGAUCUUCACAAACGUGGUUUGAUCUUAAACCAAUAUCGUAGUUAUAACCAACUACCUCAUAGAUUGAAAACUCCUUUCGAAUUGUCAAGUGAAGUUUUGUCUCACAUUGAAAUUGAUGAUUCUACUGGAUUACGUGAAACAGAAUUGUCUCUAUUACAAAGUUUAAGACUACCAACUUCUCCAAUAGAAAGAGAACAAAUCCAAAAAUUGGUUAGAGCCAUCUCUCGUAGAUCUGCUUAUUUGACUGCCAUCCCAAUAGCUGCAAUCUUGAUUAAAACCAAUUCGUUGCACAAGAGAUACCAUGGUGAAGUCGAGGUCGGCUGUGAUGGUUCAGUGGUUGAAUAUUACCCAGGUUUCAGAUCAAUGAUGAGACAUGCAUUGGCAUUGUCGCCAAUUGGACCAGAUGGUGAACGUAAAGUCCAUUUGCGUAUUGCAAAAGACGGUUCAGGUGUCGGUGCAGCAUUGUGUGCCCUAGUCGCCUAA
Vanderwaltozyma polyspora DSM 70294 is the source of this 1506-nucleotide messenger RNA. RefSeq lists its product as uncharacterized. The transcript has a single exon. Bases 1 to 1506 code for a protein of 501 amino acids. Gene Ontology annotation, biological process: glycolytic process; glucose 6-phosphate metabolic process; intracellular glucose homeostasis. The record is from RefSeq and is a predicted model, not a curated record. Lineage: Eukaryota; Fungi; Ascomycota; Saccharomycetes; Saccharomycetales; Saccharomycetaceae. Gene Ontology annotation, molecular function: ATP binding; D-glucose binding; mannokinase activity. Gene Ontology annotation, cellular component: mitochondrion; cytosol.